CAUGCUACUCAAAAGAUUCUGUGGAAAAUCUAACUGUAACAUUAAUAAUCUUGUCACUAGCAUCAGAACUACUUAUGUGGAUGACAGGAUAGGCAUUCAAGUCAAUGUUGAUGACAAUGAGGUUCUUUUAUAUGCUUCUUCAAGACACAUGAAGAGUGUUACCUGCUGCGUAAAUGAUGCCCUAGAGUAUGAAAGUAAGUUGUUGCAGAACGAAUGUUUAGAGAAAUGCCUAUUCAGUGGAGGUUCGGCAGCUUCAGCCUCUAUUGCCCUCUUUGGAGCUGGUGCUAUGAUAAAGCAUUUGGAGCUUGAGAAGAGAUGUUUGACUGUGGACAUAUUUCAUUCAAAUGGAAAUGCGAUCGAUGAUAAGGAACUGCUGAUGUUUCUGGAGAGAUCCACGUCUGGUAGUAUUUGUGCGGUGUAUAAGUCCUCUGGGAUGGGCCAGGACAGUGAGGAGAACAAGUGGGGCAGGGUGACAUUUCUUACCCCUGAUGCUGCAAAACAAGCUGCAUUCUUAGAUCAAGUGGAAUUCAAUGGUGGCUUUCUGAAAGUAGUUCCGUCUAGGAGCAGCAUGCAUGGCAGUGAUCAAAAGAUGUUCCGGUCAGCUCUCAGAGCUAAAGUCCAAUGGCCUCGUAAAUACAGUAGAGGAUUAGCCUUUUUAAAAUGCGACCCAAGUGAUGUUGCAUUUAUGAUAAAUGACUUCUCUGACCUGAUGAUUGGUGAAAGAAUUAUCCGUUGUGAGCCAAGCAAUAAGUAUCCUGACAACUUGGUCAUUUCUGGAAUUGAUAAGGAGAUUUCUGAGGCAGAGAUACUUGAGGUGUUGAGGGCAUCAACAAAUAGGAGAAUUCUGGAUUUGUUCUUGGUGAGAGGAACUGCUGUAGAAGAUCCUCCAGUAGCUACUUGUGAAGAAGCACUUAGGAAAGUAAUAUCUCCCUUCAUGCCUAAUAGGAUUCCAUAUGUUAACUCUGUUCGUGUCCAGGUCUUCCAGCCGGAACCAAAGGAUGCUUACACAAGAGCAGCUAUCACUUUUGACGGAAGUCUUCAUCUUGAAGCAGCCAAGGCUUUGGAGCAAAUUGAUGGCAAGGUAUUGCCUGGAUGCCUUUCCUGGCAGAAAAUAAUAUGUCAGCAACUGUUUCACAGCUCUGUUUCCUGUCCUGCGCCAGUUUAUCAUGUUAUCAGGAACCAGCUGGAUUCCUUACUUGCUAGCCUCCGACGAAGAAAUGGUGUGGAAUGCAACCUCGUGAGAAAUGAUAACGGUUCCUAUAGAGUUAAGAUAUCUGCCAUUGCUACAAAAGUUGUGGCAGAGAUGAGAAGGCCAUUGGAGCAACUUAUGAAAGGCAAGAUUGUAGAUCACAUGGACAUUACUCCAACAGUUGUUCAACUUCUCUUCUCUCGCGAAGGAACUAACAUUAUGAACAGGAUUCAGCGGGAGACAGGAACCUAUAUUCUUUUUGACAAGCAUAACCUACUUGUACGAAUCUUUGGCUCUUCAGAUAAUGUUGAUAGGGCGCAGCAGAGAUUAAUAGAUUCCCUUCUGGAGCUACAUGAAAGCAAGCAACUUGAAGUUCAUCUUCGUGGACAACAUUUACCUCCUGACCUGAUGAAAAGAGUUGUUCAGACGUUUGGACCAGAUCUUAAUGGCCUUAAAGAAAAGGUGCCUGGGGCAGUAUUCUCUCUGAACACAAAGCGCCAUUGCAUCUGUAUCAAUGGUAGUAAAGACUUGAAGCAAAAAGUUGAGGACUUAAUCUGUGAAAUUUCUCAAAGAAGCGGUCUACCAACUCAAACGACGGGAGAUGAGGCUGACUGUCCUGUUUGCUUGUGUGAACUGGAGGAUCCUUAUAGACUUGAAGCUUGUGCUCAUUUAUUCUGUCGGUCAUGCUUGCUAGAGCAAUGUGAGUCCGCGAUCAAAAGCCGGGAAGGUUUCCCCGUCUGCUGUAUGCGUCAAGGUUGUAGGGAACCCAUUUUGCUUGCUGAUUUGAAGUCGCUAUUGUCGAGUGACAAGUUGGAGGAACUUUUCAGGGCUUCAUUGGGGGCUUUUGUGGCAGCCAAUGGGGGUACCUACCGCUUUUGCCCCUCACCCGAUUGCCCUUCAAUUUAUCGUGUUGCGGAUCCUGGUAUGGUUGGUGAACCUUUUGUCUGUGGUGCAUGCUUUGUGGAGACGUGUACUAGAUGCCACCUCGAGUAUCAUCCAUACCUUUCAUGUGAGAUGUACCAGGAGUUUAAAAACGAUCCCGAUUCCUCUCUAAAGGAAUGGUCCAAGGGGAAAGAGAAUGUCAAGAAAUGUCCAGUUUGCAGCUUUACAAUUGAGAAGAUAGACGGCUGCAAUCAUAUCGAGUGUAGGUGCGGGAAACAUGUUUGCUGGGUUUGCUUGGAGUUCUUCGACAGCAGUGAGAAUUGCUAUGGCCAUUUGAGGAAUAUUCACCUUUCCAUUACGUGAUAACUAGGGUACCAUAGUUUAUGAAGCAUUCAUGUAAAUCUUUGCCUGUCUAUGUAACCCAGAGCUUUUUAUGUAAAUAUAUAUAUCUAUGUUUAUGUAGUAAAUCCCCCUCUUGUGAGACAGUACUAUUUGCUCCUAUAUGUAUACAAACACCCACAUGCAUAUAUUUGUGUGUUCAGAACCUUUGA
Molecule: messenger RNA, 2622 nt
Organism: Nicotiana tabacum (common tobacco)
Lineage: Eukaryota; Viridiplantae; Streptophyta; Magnoliopsida; Solanales; Solanaceae
Source: RefSeq, a predicted model, not a curated record